Molecule: messenger RNA, 3209 nt
Organism: Astyanax mexicanus (Mexican tetra)
Lineage: Eukaryota; Metazoa; Chordata; Actinopteri; Characiformes; Acestrorhamphidae
Gene: papss1
Product: 3'-phosphoadenosine 5'-phosphosulfate synthase 1
Exons: 12
Coding region: 147-2021 (624 amino acids)
Biological process (GO): 3'-phosphoadenosine 5'-phosphosulfate biosynthetic process; sulfate assimilation
Molecular function (GO): sulfate adenylyltransferase (ATP) activity; ATP binding; adenylylsulfate kinase activity
Source: RefSeq, a predicted model, not a curated record
UUCCUGUGACGCAGAACCCAAAGCCCCUGCUGCUGCUGCUGUCUGUCCGAGCUGGCUUCCUCCAUCCAUUCAUAACUGCCGGUUUCAGCAAGCCUUUUACUCCAUAUAGCUGCUCGUUUUUUAGCCCUACCUGCGUCUUUCGGGUCAUGGAGACUUCUGGAAACUCCCACAAGAAGCAGAAGCUGAGUAACACUGCUGAAAGCUGGGGGAUGCAAAGAGCAACUAAUGUCACCUAUCAAGCCCAUCACGUGAGCCGAAACAAACGCGGACAGGCAGUCGGCACGAGGGGAGGCUUCCGUGGUUGCACUGUGUGGCUGACAGGUUUAUCAGGUGCAGGGAAGACGACGGUCAGCAUGGCUCUGGAGGAGCACCUGGUGUGCCACGGAAUUCCAUGCUACACGUUAGAUGGGGACAACAUCAGACAGGGCCUGAACAAAAACCUGGGCUUCAGUCCGGAGGACCGCGAGGAGAAUAUCCGCCGCAUCGCUGAAGUGGCAAAGCUGUUCGCUGAUGCCGGCCUUGUGUGCAUCGCCAGCUUUAUCUCCCCAUAUAGCAGAGACCGUUUGAAUGCCAGGAAGAUCCACGAGGCAGCGGGCCUCCCCUUCUUCGAAGUGUUUGUGGACGCCCCGCUGGAUGUGUGUGAGCAGAGAGACGUGAAGGGCCUUUACAAGAGAGCCAGAGCUGGAGAGAUCAGAGGAUUUACAGGGAUAGACUCUGAAUAUGAGAAACCUGAGGCUCCUGAGCUGGUUCUGAAGACGGACUCCUGCAGCGUAAACGAGUGCAUCCAGCAGCUUCUCGACCUUCUGCAGGAGAGAGACAUUGUACCUGUAGAUGCUACAUAUGAGGUGAAAGAGCUCUACGUGCCUGAGAACAAGCUGGACUUGGCUAAGGCAGACGCAGAGACUCUGCCUGCUGUUGAGAUUGGGAAGGUGGACAUGCAGUGGGUUCAGGUGCUGGCUGAGGGCUGGGCCACUCCCCUCAAUGGCUUCAUGAGAGAGAGAGAGUACCUCCAGUGUCUUCACUUUGACUGCCUGCUGGACGGAGGGGUUAUUAACAUGUCGGUGCCGGUGGUCCUGCCCGUCUCUGGCGCAGACAAGGAGCGUCUAGACGGCUGCACAGCGGUGGCGCUGGUGUACGGUGGCCGGCGGGUGGCCAUCCUGCGAAACCCAGAGUUCUACGAGCACCGCAAGGAGGAGCGCUGCGCCCGGCAGUGGGGCACCACCUGCAAGGACCACCCCUAUAUCAAGAUGGUGAUGGAGAGCGGUGAUUGGCUGGUGGGAGGAGACCUGCAGGUGUUGGACAGGAUCUACUGGAAUGAUGGACUGGACAAUUACCGCCUCACUCCCACUGAACUCAAACAGAAAUUCAAAGAGAUGAACGCAGAUGCAGUGUUUGCGUUCCAGUUGAGAAAUCCGGUCCACAACGGUCAUGCGCUGCUCAUGCAGGACACUCAGAGGCGUCUGAUUGAGCGCGGUUAUCGGCGGCCCGUGCUGCUGCUGCACCCGCUGGGCGGCUGGACCAAAGAUGAUGACGUGCCGCUGCCUUGGCGUAUGAGACAGCACGCCGCCGUACUGGAGGAGGGCGUGCUGGACCCCAACUCCACCAUCGUGGCCAUCUUCCCUUCUCCCAUGAUGUACGCCGGCCCCACUGAGGUGCAGUGGCACUGCAGAGCUCGGAUGGUCGCUGGUGCAAACUUCUACAUCGUAGGCCGAGACCCAGCCGGAAUGCCCCAUCCAGACACGGGUAAAGAUCUGUACGAGCCAACUCACGGUGCUAAAGUCCUCACCAUGGCCCCUGGACUCAUCUCUCUGGAGAUUGUGCCCUUCAAAGUGGCGGCAUACAACAAGGUGAAGAAGGCCAUGGACUUCUAUGACCCCAAAAACCACGAGGACUACGACUUCAUCUCAGGCACCCGCAUGAGAAGGAUGGCUCGAGAAGGCCAGAACCCACCAGAGGGCUUCAUGGCCCUGAAGGCCUGGACAGUGCUGAAGGAGUACUACCAGUCUCUGGAGAAAGCAUAAGUUACUUCCCCGGUGGAGGCAUGGAAGUGUUUCAUUAAAAGUUAAUAAAAAAAGGGAAAAAAAAAGGAAAAGAGGAAACAAGGGGAGGAAAAAUAAUUGGUCAAGUGGAGGGACCACCCAAAAAAAAACUAAAAACUUGUGAAACUGUUUGGCUGCAAGUUGUGUAUGGAAUUGUACCUUGUUACUUGAGAAAUGCACACCUCUGGCUCAUCAAUUUACUGUCUAUUUCUACUGUUUCGAGUCUUACGAGGGUGUUUUUUAAUGUAUUUUGCUUAUUAACUUAUUCUAACUCCAAGAGGAUUUAAAUUUUAUUGUGAUUUAAAAAGUGGAGAUAAAUAAAAAGGUUUAAAGGAAUAGGGAAGUCAACAAAUCAUAUUAACAGGAUUUAUCAUUUACCUUAAACACAGUGGGUCAGCCAGACGUGCUUGGUAUCUGAAGUUUGCUUUUUUUGUUUCGAGAUGGGAGAUGCUAAGCUAACUUGCUAACAAACACUGGAUUUGAACUCUCCCCAGUAUGCAUUUAUUUAAAUACAGGCUUAAAAAUUCCACAAACAGGUACGAGUGAAUAUACUGUAUUCCCUAAACCCAACUGCCGAGUAAAAUUUAGCUCGGCCCAUUAACCCACUCACUCACUCACUAGGACUCCUCCUAUCACUUGCAAUGCUCCCAACACUAAGUAUGAGACUGAGGACAAUCACAUGCCUCCUCUGAUACAUGUGAAGAUCAUGCUCUCUCUGACUCCGUCUGCUGAUGCCAAAGCAUCAUGUCCUGCAUCGAUCUUCUUGCCAUAGUGUCAGUGUCUUGGUCUGCUGAGCCACUUGAAGCCAUAUAUGUGACUUUUUAAAUUAAGAUUUAGUGUUUAUGUAUUUACUAAAAUAAGAUACUGACAGUCAAAGUCCAGUGUUUGUUAACUAUGUCAAAUAUCAAACGUGUCAAGCUGGCUUAAACUUGGUAAGUCAUAAAUGAAGUUAAAAUGAUUUUUUUGCUGAACUCUUUUAACCUUUAAUGCAGAGGUUCUCAUGUCUGGUACUCAGCACUGUCGCUGCUCUAUCUCUCCUGAUUCAGUCCAUCAGUGAAGCGGAGAGAACCGUGAGAUGUGCUGGACGCAGUGUACUCCAGAAUGUGGUUUGUGAACCACUGGUUUGGUGUAAAGUUUCUAGCCAAAGAAAAUGAUAGACCUGAAGAAUUC